AUGACUGAACACUAUCCUUCGUACAUUGUCGAUGCUUUUGCAAAGAAGAGAUUUUCUGGAAAUCCAGCUGCGGUUUGUCUUAUACCACAGGCAAAAAAGGAUGACGAAUACUUAAAAAUAGCUGCCGAAUUCAAUGUCUCUGAAACAGCAUUUCCAGUUCCAAUUGGCUCAUCAGACUACAAGAAAUGUGCUCAUUUUUCCCUUCGCUGGUUCACUUCAACUGCCGAAGUUCCAUUGUGUGGUCACGCGACACUUGCCACUUCACACGUGUUAUUCAAUGAAAUUGGAAAUGAGAAUAAGGAGCUCAAGUUUGACACACUGACAGGAUUAUUGGUUGUGAGAAGGGAUAGUAUCGGAAAUGUUGAGCUGAAUUUGCCCGAAUAUGAUUUGACGUCUAUCAAGUUUCAUCACACAGUGAACCCACUUCAUGGGAUUUUCUCUGAAUUCAAGGCGCCGCAUUUCCUAUUUGAUAUUGUAAAGUGUGUGGUUCCAACUGAGAUGGCAAUCGAAGCUUGCGUGUACGCAGCGAAACCUCGAGUCUUGGUAGUCGUAGUAGAUCCUCUUACAACAAAAUUUGAAUUGGAAGCAGUUAAAAUCGAUGUUACACGAAUGCUUCAAAUUCACGAUAACGGUUUUCUACAAGGAAUUGCAUUGACGUUGAGACCGAAGAAUGCAUUAAUUCAAGGAUUCACCGAUUCUUCUGAUGAACCAUUUGACUAUGCUUGUCGUUACUUUGCUCCUUGGGUUGGAAUAAAUGAGGAUCCAGCAACAGGGCAUGCACAAUGUGCAAUGGGUCCCUUUUGGUCAAAGAUAACGGGAAAAAAGUCGCUAUAUGCAUUUCAAGCAUAUCCAACUCGAGGAGGUCUGUUCCGUUUAAGCUUCCACGAUGGACGAGUUAUAUUAAAUGGACCAUCUGUCACUGUACUUAGAGGAGAGAUUACAUUAGAUGAACCGACAUUUUACUGAUAACUUGAAAUUUAAAUAAACAUGAUUUCUUUAGAAAGGUAUCAAAUUUUCUCUAUGCAAAAUGUCAUUCUAGAAAAAUUCUAACAAAAAGUCUACACCCCUCAAUUGAAACGUAAAUGAAUUUAUGUAAAAUAAAUACAAUCAAAUAUUCAAAA
Molecule: messenger RNA, 1121 nt
Organism: Caenorhabditis elegans
Lineage: Eukaryota; Metazoa; Nematoda; Chromadorea; Rhabditida; Rhabditidae
Gene: T04A11.1
Product: Phenazine biosynthesis-like domain-containing protein
Exons: 4
Coding region: 1-966 (321 amino acids)
Molecular function (GO): catalytic activity
Source: RefSeq, marked reviewed